Mixia osmundae IAM 14324 is the source of this 2133-nucleotide messenger RNA. RefSeq lists its product as uncharacterized. Bases 1 to 2133 code for a protein of 710 amino acids. Lineage: Eukaryota; Fungi; Basidiomycota; Mixiomycetes; Mixiales; Mixiaceae. The record is from RefSeq and is a predicted model, not a curated record. The transcript is spliced from 2 exons.
AUGGCUCGCAAGACGAUCGACCAAUUGCCACUUGGCAAAUCGCUGCCCCAGUUCCUCAAACCCGACCCUCUCACGCCUUCCGUCGAGGCAGUGCUCUCGCUGCAUCAGUAUGACGAGUCUAGUCAAGCGCAACCGCCUUCCAUGCUCAGGCGAUCACGUCAGAUCACAAAGGGCGCCCAUUUCUCAUUCGUUACGCCCUUGCCCAUUGUAUUUCCGUACAACGUUCAGGAUGAGCCCGAAGAAGCCAGCACAGACGAUUCAUCUGUGCAGGUCGAUGGGUCUGCUACUGUUGGGGCUAGCGCGAGCAACGUAGCGUCGCCGCCCGUAGCAAAGGGCAAGCAGAAAGAGCUUACCGUCGAGGAUUGGCUGGCAAGGCUCGAGCCAGACUUUUCGAACCCCGUCGCUGGCGACGCUAGCCAGCUAGCUGUAUAUUCGUCUCGAGCUCGCAACAAAGACAUAGGUCGUACAGAGCUUCUUGGGCUCUCCCAAACGUGCCGCGACGAUAUCUUGCCAGAGCUUGACAUUGAGAGCUCGGAGUCCAGACAAAUGCUUGCCGACGUUCUGGGUGCCAAGACAGUCCUUGCCAAGCCCGACGCAUUUGCGCCUCACUCGCUAUGUUAUGCAGGCUACCAAUUCGGUAGCAACGCCGGCCAGCUGGGCGAUGGGCGCGCCAUCAGCAUACUUACAUCGCAAGCCUCCACUCAGUCACAAACGCGGCAACACGGCUUCUACUACCCGCCCUUAGCAGAGCUGCAGCUCAAAGGAGCCGGCAGAACGCCCUACUCUCGCUUUGCAGACGGUCUGGCCGUCUUACGGAGCAGCGUGCGAGAGUACCUGGGUAGUGAAGCAAUGGCUGCACUCGGUGUACCCACUUCUCGCGCACUAUCGCUCGUACACCUGCCCGAUGUUCACGUCGAGCGAGAGAAGGUCGAAACAGCUGCUGUUGUUUGUCGAGUCGCGCCGAGCUGGCUACGCGUGGGCAGCUUUCAUGCGAUGUUCCAGCGACAGGAAUGGGAUAGCUUGCUCCAGCUUGCCGAGUAUGCCGGCACAGAGGUGCUCGGCUUCGGCAAGCCAGACGGUCCUCCCAGUGCCGGCCAGGUCAUCAGAGCCGAAGAUGGCAGAGAACUGAGAGAAGGACUAGCAACACGUAUCUUGCGAGAUGUCAGCAAGCGCACGGCUUAUCUGACGGCCAAGUGGCAAGCUGUGGGCUUUAUGCACGGCGUGCUCAACACCGACAACAUCUCGCUGCUGGGACUAACGAUCGACUACGGUCCUUACGCGUUCAUGGACAAGUUCGAUGCAAGUACGAUCUGCAACCAUAGUGAUGACGGAGGUCGAUACAGCUACAAGAACCAGCCGAGCAUUGGCGUGUACAACAUCCGCAAGCUCGGCGAAGGCUUGAGCGUUCUCAUAGGGUACGAGAGCGAGCAUGGCGCUGCCAAGCCAGGAUGGGCAGAACACGUACCGAUCAAGCAGCUUCAAGCAUGGGUCGAAAAGUCUGAGCCUAUCAUCGACGACGUAGCGCAAGAGUUCACGCUCGUCUUCAUGCGCGAAUAUAAGCUCCAGAUGGUCAAACGAUUGGGAUUGCUGAGCUUGCAGGAGGAUGACUUUGCUGGCCUCAUCACACCUCUACUCGAUAUGAUGGAAGCACACGAGCUUGACUAUGCCAUCACACUUCGAAUGCUAUGUCAAUUCGAAUCGGUCGACUCGCCACGCUUCGAUACAUAUCUCAACAAGCUAGUUCCCAAAUCGAUCGUGCCUACAUACCUACGCGAUAACGCUCAUUCUCAGUGGCGAACAUGGUUAGGCAAGUGGCAAGAACGUCUCGAGCAAGACGAAGCGAGUCAUUCCAGCUUGCCCAGCCGCACCGAACGAAUGAGACUGGUCAACCCACGCUUCGUGUUGCGGCAGUGGAUCCUUGAAGAAACCAUCAAGCGACUUGAGCAAGAUAAAGACACUGCAUUCCUCGAACGUGUGCUGGCCAUGUCCGUCUCGCCCUUUGAUGCCUACGGCGAGGAAGACCUGACCGCACAAGCUUGUGCACCGGAGACGGAUGAUCUCAAAGAGCAAAGAAGGCUGUGUAGCCAAGGACCGAAAGAGCUACUCGGAUUUCAAUGCUCAUGCAGUUCGUAA